Solanum lycopersicum (tomato) is the source of this 1917-nucleotide messenger RNA. RefSeq names its product protein DETOXIFICATION 16-like. The record is from RefSeq and is a predicted model, not a curated record. NCBI's taxonomy places the organism in Eukaryota, Viridiplantae, Streptophyta, Magnoliopsida, Solanales, Solanaceae. Gene Ontology annotation, molecular function: antiporter activity; xenobiotic transmembrane transporter activity. Gene Ontology annotation, biological process: xenobiotic detoxification by transmembrane export across the plasma membrane. Gene Ontology annotation, cellular component: membrane.
UCGAUUAAUUCGAGAAAUAAUAUACCUACUACCUCCCACUAGUACGAACGAUAGCUUCGUCCCCAUGGGGUGGACAUACAUACAAACAAAGCUAGGUUUUAUUGCACUAGAGUACAUAUCCUCUGUUGUAAAAUUAUUGCUUUGUGGAGGGCAGGCUUUGAGAAAAGACAAAUGGAUACACAAGACAUUGAGUGUUCAUUGAUUAGAGAAACUGUAAAUGAAGAAGAGUCCAAGAACAAGAAAAAUGAAAUUUUUGAAGAAAUGAAGAGGUUAUUGGUACUAGCAGGACCUCUUAUGACAGUUAAUUUCUUACUUUAUUGUUUACAAGUGAUAUCUAUAAUGUUUGUUGGUCAUCUUGGAGAGUUACCUCUAUCUGGUGCUUCAAUGGCUACUUCAUUUGCCUCUGUAACUGGCCUAAGCUUGAUGAUGGGAAUGGGAAGUGCAUUGGAAACUUUAUGUGGGCAAUCAUAUGGUGCAAAGCAGUAUCAUAUGCUUGGUAUCCAUAUGCAAAGGGCAAUGCUUGUGCUUCUACUGGUUAGUGUUCCUGUGGCUUUCGUUUGGGCUAAUGCAGGGUAUCUUCUCGUAUUAUUUGGACAAGAUCCGGAAAUAUCAGCUGAAGCAGGAAGUUAUGCGCGUUAUAUGAUUCCAACUAUAUUCGCGUAUGCACUUCUACAGUGUCAUAUUAGAUUUCUACAAACACAAAACAAUGUGAACCCCAUGAUGUUCAGCGCGGGGAUCACUACUUUACUGCAUAUAUUUACUUGUUGGAUUCUGGUCUUUAAAUCUGGCCUAGGGAACAAGGGUGCUGCUCUUGCUAAUGCGAUAUCCUACUGGAUUAAUCUCUUGUUGUUAGCGGUAUAUGUCAGAAUAUCGCCUUCUUGUAGAAACACUUGGACUGGAUUUUCAAAAGAGGCGUUUCGUGAUAUAUGGAAAUAUAUGAAACUUGCCAUUCCUUCUGCUGUUAUGCUCUGCUUAGAGAUUUGGUCAUUUGAGAUGAUGGUUCUGUUGUCUGGACUUCUUCCGAAUCCAAAGCUAGAGACGUCGGUUCUUUCUAUCAGCCUUAAUACAUGUGCUAUGGUGUAUAUGAUUCCGUUAGGACUAAGCGGUGCCACGAGUGUAAGAGUUUCGAAUGAACUAGGAGCAGGACGACCUCAAGCAGCUCGUUUAGCAGCUUGUGCUGCAGUAUUGUUAGUGGCUACAGAAGGGGUUGUUGCAGCAAUUGUGUUGAUUUCUGUUCGUAAACUGUGGGGCUACUGUUACAGCACCGAGGAAGAAGUAGUCGAAUAUGUAGCAGAAAUGCUAGUCUUGCUAGCAGGUUCCCACUUCUUAGAUGGUAUUCAAUCUGUACUUUCAGGUACUGCGCGAGGGUGCGGAUGGCAAAAGAUUGGAGCAGUUGUUAACUUGGGAGCUUAUUACCUUUUCGGAAUACCUGCUGGUGUUAUAUUAGCUUUCGUCUACCAUAUAGGUGGAAAGGGACUAUGGUUGGGUAUUACACUUGCCCUUUUUGCACAAGCACUACUUCUUUUUGUAGUUACUCUGCAGACAAACUGGGAAAAAGAGAUGACAUAGUUUUAAUCGAUGAGACAUGUGAUAGAGUUAAUGAUUGGCUGGAAGUUUGUCUAAGGAUAGGAGACCGACCUUGAAGUCUAAAGGGUACGGAUUGAGCAGGGCCAAUACAUAGUACUUAGAGUGCAAGUUCAAUGAUGGAACCCGUGUAGCAAAUGUGGAGGUAAUUAAGGAUUGAUAUAUAAUUCAUCGCCAAGAAAGAAAGUUAUAAGUAUUUUGAGUCAAUAACCCAAGAAAAUUGAAAGAUUGACAACGAUAUUACACAUCGUAUUACAGCAAAGUAAAUGAAACAGAGACUUGUGUGCACUCAAUAUCUUACACAAUAAUAAAAAAAAUUUAAUUUUAGUGUCA